Molecule: messenger RNA, 1011 nt
Organism: Ophidiomyces ophidiicola
Lineage: Eukaryota; Fungi; Ascomycota; Eurotiomycetes; Onygenales; Onygenaceae
Gene: RRG9
Product: Required for respiratory growth protein 9 mitochondrial
Exons: 1
Coding region: 1-1011 (336 amino acids)
Cellular component (GO): nucleus
Source: RefSeq, a predicted model, not a curated record
AUGUUUGGCGCCGCUGCCAGACCGUCUGGGCAUUUCCCGUCUCUGACACAGACAACCCGCAUGGUGCAUGCGGAUUUUGUCGCUGGACCUGGUAGUCACCGCUCUGCCGCGAUAUCAAUAUUUAGCAAGAAUCCUGGAUAUCGGCACUGCCAUAUUGAAUCAUUUAUCAAUGCAGCCGUCUCAAGAAUACGAACAGCAGAAUUGCGACCUGCAUCCUGCCUCGUAUCUCGCCGGAAAAUCGGUGCCUCACCAUACAGCUACAUGAAUCAAUUUGCUGGCAGAACGUAUGGUUCGGCAGCUCCUAAGACAGCACGGCCUAAAUCACACCUUGAAGCACCACAGCAAGGAGCACCAGCUGAAGUAUCACAGCAUAAAUCACAGCGUACAGGUAUACGACGUAAAGCACCGCAAAAUAAAGCACCACGACAUAAGCCACGACAUCAAGACGCACCAGUCAGAGAACCGCGAUAUAAAGGACAGCUUAAGGCGCCACAGCGUAAAGCACGACAGAAGGUAUCACAUCAAAAGAUACCAGGGGACGAGCCGCGACAUAAAGCACAACAUAAAGCGCCGCGGAGUCAACCACGAGUCGAACCCACUCCUAAACCGGCGAAACAAGAACAGUGGCGGAUCCAGAAACAAGCUUUGAAGAAGAAGUUUGAGGACGGUUGGGCCCCGCUAAAACGGCUGUCCCCCGAUGCUAUGGACGGAGUACGUGAGCUGCACCGGGCCAACCCCGAACGGUUUUCCACUCCUGUUCUCGCGGAGCAUUUCAAGAUUUCCCCCGAGGCCAUUCGCCGCAUCUUGAAAAGCAAAUGGCGCCCAACGGAAAAGGAGUCGGAGAAAAGAAAUCUGAGGUGGGAAAGACGGAAAAUACAAAUAUGGAAUCACAUGGCGGAGCUCGGGUUGCGGCCGCAUAAGAAGUUUGCUUCACCGUCCGACUCCGAACAGCCCAAGCCAGCUCGGAAAAAUAGGGACUCAACUCCCAGCCCCAGCAGCGCGCAGAUUUAA